Molecule: messenger RNA, 1558 nt
Organism: Emiliania huxleyi CCMP1516
Lineage: Eukaryota; Haptophyta; Isochrysidales; Noelaerhabdaceae
Exons: 9
Coding region: 59-1450 (463 amino acids)
Biological process (GO): positive regulation of mRNA splicing, via spliceosome
Cellular component (GO): nucleolus; U12-type spliceosomal complex
Molecular function (GO): RNA binding
Source: RefSeq, a predicted model, not a curated record
CCAGCCCAGCCUAGCUGGCCCGCCGCGAGGGUGGAGGAAGCACCUCCGCCACCGCCCGAUGGGAGAGCGCGGCGUCGGCUUCGACCGCAACCAGGAGGCGACGUGCUUCGUGGGCGACCUCGACAGCCAGGUCGACGAGUCGCUCCUCUGGGAGCUGUGCGUGCAGUGCGGGCCGGUGGUCGAUGUGCACAUCCCGAAGGACAAGCUGACGCAGCAGCACAUGGGGUUCGGCUUCGUCGAGUUCAAGGGGCAGGCGGACGCGGAGUACGCCAUCAAGGUGCUGAACAUGAUCAAGCUCUUUGGCAAGCCGAUCCGGCUGAACCCCGCCUCAAAGGACACCGCCGAGACGGCGGACGUCGGCGCAAACAUAUUUGUGGGGAACCUGGACGCGGAGGUGGACGAGAAGCUGCUGUACGACACCUUCUCCGCCUUCGGCCUGAUCGUCACCACCCCCAAGAUCAUGCGCGACCCCGAGACGGGCAACUCGCGCGGCUUUGGCUUCGUCUCGUUUGACUCGUUCGAGGCGUCCGACGCCGCCAUCGAGGCGAUGAAUGGACAGUUCCUGUGCAACCGGCCAAUCUCGUGCACAUAUGCUAUCAAGAAGGACUCGAAGGGCGAGCGCCACGGGUCCGCCGGGGAGCGACUCCUCGCCGCAAACAACCCGAACCGCCGCUCCGUCUCCGCGCGGCCAAACCAGUUCUUUGCGGCCGGGGACGCCUCGCUGCCCGGGUUGGGCGCAGGGCUGCCGCCGCCACCGCCGCCUCCGGGCAUGCCACCUCCUCCGCCAGGGAUGCCGCCGCCGCCCGGGAUGCCGCCGCCGCCAGGCAUGCCGCCGCCGCCGGGCAUGCCGCCGCCGCCAGGGAUGCCGCCGCCGCCAGGCAUGCCGCCGCCACCGGGCAUGCCGCCGCCACCGGGGAUGCCGCCGCCGCCGGGCAUGCCGCCGCCACCGGGCAUGCCGCCGCCACCGGGGGUGCGCUCCUCCCGCCUCGCCCCGCCUCCUCCCGCCUCGCCCCGCCCCCCCCUGCCCCGCCCGCCCGGCCCGCCGCCCGACGACGUCCCUCCGCCGCCGCCGCCGCCUGCCGACGACGACCCGCCGCCGCCGCCGCCGCCGUCCGACGACGCGCCGCCCCCCCCUCCGGGCGGUCCCCCGCCGGGACCUCCGCCCGGCAUGCCGCCGCCGGGCAUGCCUCCGCCCCCCUUCCCGAUGCCGGGCUUCCCGCCCCCGCACAUGAUGGGGAUGCGGCCGGGCAUGAUGCCGCCGGGCAUGAUGCCGCCGGGGAUGCCGCCACCCGGGAUGCCCGGCAUGCCGCCGCCGGGCAUGCCGCCCCCCUUCCCGAUGCCGGGCUUCCCGCCCCCGCGACCGCCCGCAGGGAUGAUGCCGCCGCCCGGCGCGCCACCCCCAGGCGCCCCGCCGCCGCCCGGCGCUCCUCCACCGCCUCCGCCGGCGUAGCGAGGCGACCCGUCUCACGACUGGCAACGGUCUCGCGCCUGCGGGCACGCAAGGCAAGGUGUGGGCGACGGCGCGCGGCUUGCGGGUGGGGCGAUCGUCGCAGCUCGU